UCUGUCAUCCUGCCAGUGCACAAUGCAGAGCCGUGGCUGGACCAGUGUCUGCAGUCCGUCCUGCAACAGGACUUUGAAGGCACCAUGGAGCUCUCUGUCUUUAACGAUGCCAGUAAGGACAGGUCUGGGGCUAUCAUUGAAAAAUGGAAGGCAAAGCUAGAAGGUUCUGGUAUCCUUGUGGUUGUUGGAGGGCACAAUUCUCCUUCUCCUCGAGGAGUUGGAUAUUCUAAAAAUCAAGCGAUUGCUCAGAGCUCGGGAUCUUACCUUUGCUUUUUGGAUUCGGACGACGUGAUGAUGCCACAGAGGGUGAGGCUGCAACUCGAGGCCGCCAGGGAGCACCCGAGCAGCAUCGUGGGCUGCCAGGUGGCGAGAGACCCCCCGGACUCCACGGAACGGUACACACGCUGGAUCAACCGACUGACGUCCGACCAGCUCCUGACCCAG
Messenger RNA from Tupaia belangeri chinensis (Chinese tree shrew), 444 nucleotides. Its product is annotated as UDP-GlcNAc:betaGal beta-1,3-N-acetylglucosaminyltransferase-like protein 1. Lineage: Eukaryota; Metazoa; Chordata; Mammalia; Scandentia; Tupaiidae. The record is from RefSeq and is a predicted model, not a curated record.